This is a messenger RNA of Colletes gigas, 6350 nucleotides long. It is a transcript of the gene pod1, whose product is annotated as coronin-7. Gene Ontology annotation, molecular function: protein binding. NCBI's taxonomy places the organism in Eukaryota, Metazoa, Arthropoda, Insecta, Hymenoptera, Colletidae. The transcript is spliced from 18 exons. Bases 185 to 3826 code for a protein of 1213 amino acids. The record is from RefSeq and is a predicted model, not a curated record.
CAGCCGUCGAGAUCAGAGACGCCUACCUGCCAUCGUAGUUGUGUUUAUACUGGCUGAUCAUUUUCGUUCGAUUUAAUCCCCUGACAAUAUUUCGUGAAAAGCGUGCCGAGUCACGCCGAACAGCGGCACAUUACAUGGUUUAAGAGGAAAUUGACCCAGAAACUGUACUGUUGGCAACGUCAAAAUGGCUUGGCGUUUCAAAGCGUCUAAGUAUAAAAAUGCAGCUCCCAUUGUUCCUAAACCGGAGGCAUGUAUCAGAGAUAUUUCAGUUGGUUCUUAUCAGACAUAUGGCAACAACAUUGCGGCAUCUGCUGCAUUCAUGGCAUUCAAUGUAGAUCACAAUGGAUCUAGCCUUGCUGUACUACCGCUGGAAGACUGCGGCAGAAAAAGUAAAACUAUGCCUUUGCUACAUGCUCAUGCUGACACAGUAACAGAUAUGGACUUUUCUCCAUUUCAUGAUGGUUUACUAGCUACCGGUUCACAGGAUUGUCUUGUCAAGCUAUGGCACAUUCCAGAAACAGGUUUAGAAGAGUCUUUAUGCAAUCCUGAAUGUACAUUUUCCCACCGUCAGAGAAGAGUAGAAGCAGUGUGUUGGCAUCCUGCGGCUGAACACCUCCUUACUACAGUGUCGUACACAAAUUUAUCUUUGUGGGACGUGAUUUCGCAACAAGAGCUAUUUUCCAAUAGCGAGCACACGGAAGUGAUCCAGUCGCUAAGCUGGAAACAAGAUGGAGUGCUUUUAGCAACAUCUUGUAAAGAUAAACAAGUGAGAAUUAUAGAUCCCCGUGCCUCCGCUUGCGUCGUUAACUCCUGCUCGAGUCACCAAAGUAUCAAAGACUCUAGAAUUGUCUGGCUUAAUAAUAGCGAGAGGAUACUCACUACCGGAUUCGAUGCCGCGAGACUUCGCCAGGUUUAUAUAAGGGACUUGAGACACCUGAACGAACCCGUGAAAACGUUGGAAUUGGAUUGCAGCACCGGAAUUCUAAUGCCUCUCUUUGAUCCCGAUACAAACAUGCUUUUCCUUGCUGGAAAAGGGGACACUACUAUCAUAUACAUGGAAGUUAUGGAUAAGGAUCCGUUCCUAGUCGAAGGAAUUCGUCAUAGCGGAGAGCAAACUAAAGGAGUGUGUUUAGUACCAAAACGAGCAUUGAACGUCAUGCAGGCGGAAGUUAAUAGAUUACUGCAGCUCACUUCGAACAUGGUGAUACCGAUUAUGUACCAGGUUCCGAGAAAAACGUACAGAGAUUUCCAUGCAGACAUAUAUCCGGAUACAACAGGUUGCGUUGCACAAAAUAAUGCAGCGGCGUGGAUUAAAGGCCAUAAUAUGCCUGUUCCGAAAAUAUCGUUAGACCCGGCCAAGAGAAAUAAAGGGGAGGAACCCAUUACGGUACACAAGGGAAACUUAACAACGCUCAAAGAGAAUGAGCGCGAAAUAAAAAUGGAACAGAAGCAACCGAAGCCUGUAUCUAUCGCCGUGCCGAAAGGUUACGCGAAAGGUCAGGCGAACGAGAAAGAAUCAUCGCCAGAAAACGACGCCGAGAAGAUAGAAGAAACGAAGAAAUUGGACUUCGAUGAAGAUAAGUGUAAAGUUCAAAACGGAGGGCAGACGAUCCCGCCGAAGCCUUUGCCCAGAACCUCAAGAACCAACAGCAUAUCCGAGGACGAAGUACUGGUGAAGCCAGUCGCACGACCCCGGUCCUCGCUGAACCCGGGCUGUGUAGUAACGUCUGUGAACCCCAAUGCGAUCGGGGGAUACAAGCCUCGAUUGGGACCGAAACCGUUUCAAGCGAAGCCCACGAGCCAAGAGUUCUCCUUCGACAAGAUUUUCUCGGUUCCUAUCGCACCGAACAGCGACACGAACGGUUAUCAGAACGACGUGAUUAACCAGAUAGAGAAUAAUACGGAGCCAGAGAAGUCGCCGUCGUUUAACAACGAGCGUAUCAAGGAAGCUGAGAAUGGAAAAAGCGAUUCCAGUUCUCUGGAGGAGGACGCGAAUUCCAGCGAUUCCGGGUACAAGCCGAAAACCCCGAGCACGGCGGAAAGGCGCAGAGUGUUCGAGACGAAGGUCAAGGACGAGUCGCCGGAGAACGAGGACCUAGGGAAUUUCGAGCGCGGUGGCGCGAACAGAAACUCGAUCGCCGAAAGACGACGGCUUUACGAGAGCCGUUCCGUCUCCGUGACCGACGGAAAUUUGGCGGAGAAAGCGAUGGGCUCGCCAACAAUGUUGAGACGAAGGGAUUCGUUCAAGACGAAAAGCGAAGUGAUUAAGGAGGACGAGGUGAAGAAAGUCAUCCCCAUGUUGCGUCAGCAGAGCAUGGACCCGCGUUUAGAAAAAGUAGACACUAUAACGCCAACUGCUAAAAGGACGUCGACUGUGUUCGGCAGGGUAUCGAAAUUCAGACACUUGAAAGGGACACCUGGUCAUAAAUCCACACACAUUGAAAACAUACGGAACAUCAGUCGGCAGAUAUCUGGGGAAUGCGAUGGUUUUCAUGCUAAUUCUGAUCGCGUCGCUGUACCAUUGAGCGGGCCAGGCGGUAAAAUAGCAGUUUUAGAACUGAAAAAGGUCGGAAGACUACCGGACGGUGUAAUGCCAGCAUUAGUGCAUGGCACCACUGUAAUGGAUUUCCAAUGGAAUCCGUUCGAUAAUCAACAAUUAGCAGUUGCCUGCGACGAUGGAAUGAUACGAUUAUGGGAGAUACCGGAAUCCGGAUUGUCAGAGCCAACAAACGAACCAAAGCACAUGAUAAACGCUCACAGCGACAAAAUAUAUUUAAUUAAAUUUCACCCGUUGGCGUCGGACAUACUAGCGUCGGCAUCUUACGACAUGACCGUAAAAAUUUGGGAUCUGACGCUUCUCUGGUCCUGCGAGGUGGCUGUCGCAAGAAUAACAUUAAUUGGUCACGUCGAUCAGAUCGUCAGCCUAGCAUGGUCGCCUUGCGGACAGUAUCUUGCGAGUGCAUGCAAGGAUGGAAAGUUACGAAUUUAUAAGCCAAGAUCUAGCGACGUGCCGGUGAAAUGCGGGAAAGGACCUGUUGGUACCAGAGGCGCACGAGUCGUAUGGGCGUUGAAAGGACAGUUUCUCGUUGUGAUGGGAUUCGACAAAGUAUCCGAGAGGCAAAUAUACGUGUUUAAAACAGACAAUCUGAAUAAUCCAUUGACCACGGUCGGGUUAGACGUGUCGCCUGCCAUAUUGAUGCCAUAUUACGACGAGGAUAGCUCGACCCUUUUCUUAACCGGACGCGGUGAUUCAACGAUAUAUGCUUUCGAGGUAACGGAAGAAGCUCCCUACUGCUGUCCACUCAGUCAUCAUCGAUGUAGCAGUUUACAUCAAGGUUUAUCGUUUCUUCCCAAGAACAAAUGCGACGUUGCUAGCGUAGAAUUUGCCUCUGCUUUAAGAUUAACAAACAACACAAUAGAACCCUUGAGUUUCACUGUCCCACGUAUAAAGAGUGAACUUUUCCAAGACGAUUUAUUCCCACCCACGAAAGUCACAUGGAAACCGACCAUGACCGCUACCGAAUGGUUCAACGGAGCCAACAAACAAGCCUACAGAAUAAGCCUAAAGCCACCCGGUAUGGAUAAUUUAACUGAAAGUCAAGGCCAAGGGGUAGUUACUGCACCAGUCACAGCGAAACAACAACCACCCCCAGUCCCGUUCUCUGUGUCUUCGCAACCCUUCAGCAGACUCGGAUGGAAUCCCGAUGUGAAAGCCAGGCAAGAAGAGAUCCAAAAAGCUAUGAGCAACUUCGUGGGGGAUGUAAUACAGUGCACGUUGGAACAGGAUCACAUGGAGGGUGUGGAGGAGCACGAAUGGGACGAGUGAAGAUUAAGCAGCGUCGAUAGGUCAUUGAAAUAAAGCAGUAAGAUAAAAUGAAUUUAAAUGUAGCUGUUCGAACCGUAAUUUAUUUCUAAGUUAAAAGCCACGGCAUAAGCGGAAGGUAUUUCGGUAUUAAUGUGUACGUGGCGAGAGAUAUUUAUAGUUGGAAUUAAUACUUCCAAAAAAAAUUUCCCCUCAGAAAGAACAAACGGUACGCGUGCGAUUACUUGAAUUGUGGUAACUUUUUAACAUAGGGUAUAAUUACACGGAUUAUUGUACCAAAUUAAUAUAAGGGAGGAAAAAAAAACGAACGGGAGAGUAAGAAAAUUUCAAAUAGAGAAGACGAGAUCCCGUAAUUGCAUUUCUUAUCCAUAGUCGAUUUCCGUUAACCUGCCAUUCUAUCAUUCAAUCGAUAUUAAGAAUAAUUAUAUAAAAUAAUUAUCAACAGGCAGCUGUACUAGAGAUUUAGAAUUACAGAUAUUCACGGAAACCUAUCAGAAUUUGACAAUAGUUUUUGAGUAUAUAAUUAAGGUGUGUCACGUAAACGAGUAAUUUCGAAUAUGAUGGUACUAUAUCAAAGUGUGUCUAACGCAGAUUUAAAUGAAACGAAUUUAACGAAUAAUUUCGUUUCUUUGCUCCCGAGACGUGUCUCAAAAUAUAUUAUUUAUUACGUUAGAAGCGUGCAAAGGGUACGUGCCAUUUACGAUUAUGGAACACAGGAAAAUUUAGCGUAUUGUUAAUCGGAAAUGGGCGUUGCUUGAACGUAUACUUACGUAACCUAGAUCGGGUAAUUUUAUUUUUUAUCAUUUAUGUACUAAUUUAUUUACUAUGCUUAUUUACUCUCGCUUCUUGAACGAAAUAAAGUUUUAUUGAAACGGAAAGUUUAUUUCCAGAUAAACAGUUUGCUGUUAUUAUUUAUUAUCUGGCCAAGUAUUCGAACAAGCAUUGCUCGUUUCUACUGUUAAACAACAGUAUUUAUGAUCCGUAAAAAUUAGUCUUGAUGAAGUAAUAUUAUAUAAUUUAUAUAUAAUAAAUAUCUGUUAGUGCCACGUAUCUUUCUUUAAACGACAGAUCAUCACCAAUGAUAGUUUCAGUGUAUACACUAUCGUAAUAUAAUCAUCAUACGUGUGAUAUUAGCGAUCGCGAUCUUUUUUUUUUUCGUGAAACAAGGAUAGAAAUUUGUACGAUACCUCGUAAUACCCACACGCACAUACUAUAUGAGAUAAAACAAAUAGAUAAAAGGUACACCACGUUACAUCGUAAGUCGAUAAUUAAGUUGUAUGGCGAAGUAUACAGAAAAUGACUGAUUCAGCACUUUCCAAGAUCUAUAAACAAUGAUCGUAUAAUAAUUCUCUCGAACGUAGUGAAUAAACCACUUUUAUACUCUUCAAAUUACGCCAAGAUAUUUGUAAAAACAGCAAUGUUGAAGGUUCACCGAAUGUAUCAUAAACGUGAAACAGAUUUUUUUUUUUUUUCUUUUUUUUUUCUCCUAUUCAUUGUACUUCGGUGAUUGAAACGUUAAAAUGCGAAUUCCAUGUUUAUCGAUGGCCAGCGAACGAGCAAGAAUUAUUUAAGUACGAAAGAAAUGUUUUAGAUCGCAACGUAAUUACAAAGAUGCGUAUUUUUUCUAUGUAAUAUACUAUAAAUUUAUACUUUUAGUGCUCCGAUAGGGAUUAAGCGUAAUUUUAGCAAUGAUUUACUAUUUAACGAUGUCCACAAAAUAUUCGUUCGUAAAAGUUUCUGUAAUCGGUAAGGUGCGUCAGCGUUUAGUCGAAAUGUGCAAAACGAUUCUGUACAAAUGCAUUUUUACUCGAUUUAGGGUUUAUUGCGACAACGUAGUCUAACUGUCCGUAAUGAUAGUUUUCUUGUUACUGCUAAGAAUAUGCUCGUGUUCCUAUUUCUACGAUCGAAAGCAAUUUUUGUAUGGAUACAGAUCCCUCCAGUUUAGUAUAUUGAAUUCGUAACGUGUUUCCAUCCGUAAACAUGGGAUUCGCUACUUGAUACGGGAACCGUGCACACUUUAUACUUUUAUAUUCGAAUGUCAUAAUUUAUUCUUCGUAUGUAAAAAAUUGAACUUAUGGUGCUAUGCCCUUUUGACAAACCCUAGCGAGUACGUAGUUGCUGAUGAAAGUACGACAAACCGCACGAAUAAUUCUCGAUAGGACACGAACGAUCGCAGUUUUGCUCAACGGUCCAAAAUGACAUUCCACUUUUGUACUUUGCCAUAUUUGUGGACAGGGUUGGGCAUUUGAUCGACCGAUUAAUCGGAAAUUGAUCCCGAUUAACGUCAGUCGGUUGCUGAAAUUAAUCACUCGUAGCAAUUAACAAUUAAAUCAAUCGCAAAUCGCUCGUUACGAUUAACAAGUAAAGUAAAUUAAUGGUAAUGGUCCUUCGGUAGCGUCUAAUCGAAAUCAUUAAAACUUUCUUGUCACAUAUGUACAAAUUUAACGAUUCAAACAUACAAGGUAUGGCCAAACCCGGGGAAAAUUUUAAUGGGGUAUUUUAGAGGCCAAAAUAAGACGAAAAUCAA